Molecule: messenger RNA, 921 nt
Organism: Metopolophium dirhodum (rose-grain aphid)
Lineage: Eukaryota; Metazoa; Arthropoda; Insecta; Hemiptera; Aphididae
Gene: mRpL30
Exons: 4
Coding region: 236-790 (184 amino acids)
Biological process (GO): translation
Cellular component (GO): mitochondrion; large ribosomal subunit
Molecular function (GO): structural constituent of ribosome
Source: RefSeq, a predicted model, not a curated record
AGCAAUCAGCCAUUCAGCCAUUCAGCCAUUAAGACUAUUCAGCCAUCUGGUUUCCAUAAAUCAUAAUUUCAUAGUUACAUUUUCAUAGUUAGUAUUAACUAUAAAGUAAUAACUAAGUAUUAGUUUUAUAUUUUAUUAUCUUAAGUAAAUAAGUAAUUACUAUAAAAUAAGAUAGAUCUAGAUGCCUAGAUAUUUUAGUUGAUAAGUACCGAAUAACCAAUAUAAUUGUUUAAAGAUGUUAAAUAUAGUUAAAUUUUCUGUAAACAAUUUAAACAAAUGCUGUUGGUGUACAAAGACUAUUGCCGUGCGAAGUUUAAACUCCUGGACUGGUGGUAAAAAAUACCUCGGAUUCACAUAUUACCCUAGAGAAGGUGAAGUUGACCCACCAUACACAGCGACAAAAUUAUUCAUGGUUCAGAGAGUUAAACGUUAUUUAUAUAAUCCGUAUUGGCAAAAAAAAAUAUUGACCGACAUGGGCUUAGAUCAUAAAGGUAGUGAUAUAGCUAUUGUAAAAAAUACACCAGAAAUGAAUGCACGAUUGUGGAAAGUUAAACAUUUAAUAAAAAUAACACCAAUACAAACACCUGACGGGUUACCAGAAAAAGAAGAAUAUUGGGGUACACAUUUAGAUACUGAAGGUGUGUUUAGGAUUUCCAAAACAUUUUUACCUGAUACUAAGCGUUUAGAAGCUACUGAAGACUUUGAAAAAUUGGACAAGCGAGUUGAUAAAGAUACAGUGGAAAAAAAUUGUCGGAACAAGUGGUUGAAUCCAUGGUCAACUAUUGUAUAAUUUACAAUUAAUGUUCUUUGUAGUAAUAUAAAAUACCCAAGUAUAAUUUUUCACAAUUUUUUUUAAAUUUUAUUUAGUUCAGUUAAAAUAUUAUUAUGUUGAUGAAUAAAAUAAACAUAAUUUUAUUUUGC